This is a messenger RNA of Sapajus apella (tufted capuchin), 3034 nucleotides long. It is a transcript of the gene CNPPD1, whose product is annotated as cyclin Pas1/PHO80 domain containing 1. The coding region runs from base 154 to 1467 and encodes 437 amino acids. Lineage: Eukaryota; Metazoa; Chordata; Mammalia; Primates; Cebidae. Gene Ontology annotation, cellular component: cyclin-dependent protein kinase holoenzyme complex; nucleus. Gene Ontology annotation, biological process: regulation of cyclin-dependent protein serine/threonine kinase activity. The record is from RefSeq and is a predicted model, not a curated record. The transcript is spliced from 7 exons. Gene Ontology annotation, molecular function: protein kinase binding; cyclin-dependent protein serine/threonine kinase regulator activity.
CCGCCUCCGGGGGGAGGGAGCUGCGAGGGCCAGGGCGGCGGCCCGCAACGGGGAGGCAGCCGCGCAAGGUGGACAGGCGGGCGAGGACAGCUCCGCGCGCCCCCCACAACUCGUUUUCUUCCCUUCCCUUCACCUUGGCAGGGCGGAGGCGCGAUGGACCUGACCGGGCUCCUGCUGGACGAAGAAGGCACCUUCUCCCUCGCCGGCUUCCAGGACUUCACGUUCCUCCCAGGACACCAGAAGCUGAGUGCCCGGAUCCGAAGGAGGCUCUACUAUGGCUGGGACUGGGAAGCCAACUGUAGCCUGGAGGAGCUCUCCAGCCCGGUGGCAGACAUUGCUGUGGAACUGCUCCAGAAGGCAGCCCCCAGCCCUAUUCGCCGACUCCAGAAGAAAUACGUAGCUCAUGUGUCCCGGGAGGCGUGUAUCUCCCCAUGUGCUAUGAUGCUGGCUCUGGUGUACAUUGAAAGGCUCCGGCACCGAAACCCAGACUACUUGCAGCACGUGUCAUCCUCUGACUUGUUCUUGAUCUCAAUGGUAAGAUACCCCCUCCCUGUCUCCCUAGUGAGCCAGGAGCCUGCUAUGAGCUCUGCUCUAUCACUUCUGGUUCCUCCGCAGAUGGUGGCCAGUAAGUACCUCUAUGAUGAAGGGGAGGAGGAGGAAGUCUUCAAUGAUGAAUGGGGAGCUGCUGGGGGUGUGGCCGUGCCCACUCUCAAUGCCUUGGAGAGGGGCUUCCUGAGUGCCAUGGAUUGGCGUCUCUACACUGACCCUCGAGAGAUCUUUGAGGUGCUGAGCUGGCUGGAGAGCUGUGUGGCUGAGCAGCAGGGACGGCGGCGAGGCUGGUACACCUACACAGACCUGUGUGUGCUGCUGGAGCAGCCAACCUGGCAGUUUGCCCUGGGCUCCCUCUGCCAGCGGCUGGUAAAGCUGUCCUGCCUGUUAGCUGUGGCAUAUGUGAGCAGUGUGGCCCUGGCUGUGGCAUCAGUGGCCGUAAUACAUCAGUCUUUGGGGCUGUCCUGCAGCCCUGAACCUGGGCCACCUGACCUUGGACUGACCUCCCGGUGCCUCCUGGAGCCCUGCAUACCUUCUGUGCCACGAUGCCUGCCAUCUCCUGCUAAUGUCUCCAGCUACCUAGAAGGCAGCACAGGGCUGCAGUCACUCUGGGGCAGUCUUCUGGCCUCGCUGACUCCUCCACCAUUGCCUCCCCCAGAACCCCCUGCCCCUCCUACUCUUCUUCAUAACUGCCCCCUUUGCCAGAAGCUCCAGAGAGACUCCCCAACCUGCCGUGCCUGCCACCACCCCAACCGUACAGUCCCUGCUGGACAGCCCAGCCCCUGGUACCAUACCUAUGGCCUGGCUCCUCCCUGGCCCUGGAGUCCAGUGCCCCCUUCGCUUCCCCAGCCCCAGCAAUGUUCCCUUUUCAGCGUCAUGGAGCUGGCUCGCCUCAAGUCUUUCAUUUUCCCAGGCUAGGUUGGGCUCCGAGGAAUGCAUUAAGAGGGUGUGGGAGUUCUGAGAACCUGGAGGAGCAAAGCUUGAUUUAGAUCCUCUCUGGGUCCUUGGCAGAUCCCCUGUCCUCCUGGGUGGGAGCUUAUGGGGUGGUGGGGCAGAAGGACUGAAGGUCAUUCACUCCUAGACCUCAGCGGCUGUCUGGCUGCUUGGCCAGGACAGUGAUGGCACCAGGGAGAGCUUCCACUUGGUAACCAGGGACAUGUCCCAGAUGGACAUAGUAGAAGCCCGUCUCUGCCUCCCUGGGCUUUUCUAGAUGUUUACUUUUUAGUUCCCUAGGAUGGAAGGGUAAAGGUGGGAGAUAAGGGAAGUGGGGUGAGAGGAGGAAGGAAAUGUUGACUUGGGCCUGUGUGAUGUUCCUGAGGCAGAAGAGCCAGGGACUGAUGGGGUCAGGUGGGAGCUGCUGGGUGAGGCAGGAAACCCUUUUCACUCCCGUUCCUUAGCUUUAGUCUAGUGGAGCGAAGGACUGCUGGGACCUUCAACCCUGACCUUUUGUCUUCCAGUGUUCUCUUAGUGUCCUGCUCCUAGGCUUCCUUCUCUUCUGGUUUCUCUCCCGGGUGUUCUCUUCCCAGGCCUCUCUGGCCGCUGCUUUGUAUCAGGGUUUUUCACGCUUUUGUAGAACUGAGGUUUCAAUAAACAGUUUCGGUUGCAUGGCCUGGACUUUUCCUUCUGCGGCAACCCUUAAAGAUCUUUCCUCCCUGUAUCUACCUUCCAAGCCUCCCUGCUUCCUCAUCCUGUCAUCUCACAAACUGUUUUCUCUGAACCUCAUCUCAGGACUUUCCUAUCAUUUAAUAGGCAUAGGCUUCCAUUUCCAACUUUGUUCCUGCUCCCAGGACCCUGGGCCCUAGCACUUUCGACUUGGGGUGCCAUGGGGCACAAAGAGUGACUGUCCCGUGCCUGAGUUGGCCUUGUCUGUCACUUGUUCUGGGUGAGCACUCUCCUUGUGGAUUCCGAAAAUUGUCUCCUGGAGAGGGGCCAGGCCUUGUAUCCAGCACCAUCAGGCGCUCCUGAGAGCAAGCCAUGAGGACACCAAUCUCCUGACCACCUCACUGGGCUGACACAUGGUGAUGGUCACAUGUGUUUAACAAUUCCAAGAACUUGAAGAACUCCAAGGCUGGGUCAUCACCCGAAGAAGGAAAAUAGUCUGGGCAGCUUGGCCGAGUGAAUCAGGGACUGCUGAGGAUCCUUCAUGGAAGAGGUGGUUCUGCCCCCUAGAGGGCAUUUUGGAAAUUCAUGGGCCAUUUUUUCAUUGUCAGAAGGAUUUGAGGGUAUGCUACUAGCAUUUCAUCAACCUGGGCAGGAUGCUAGACAUCCUGAAAUGCUCAGACCUCCCUUACUGUGAAGAAUUCCCAAGACAACUUUUGAAUGACCAGCUUUAUGUAUAUGAAAACCCUGUUUAUUUAUCUGAGCCUAGAACUAUCUUUGUACCUCUAAACAUAAAACAGUGUUUGUGCAUUUUGGAAAAGACUGAGUUUGCUAGGAAUUCAUUCUCAUGUCAAUUAAAACUACUUUGUUUUACUUCGCACUUUAA